AUGGAAUCAGUGCGUAAAGCCAAGCAGAGACUACGCAACUAUCCCGUGCUACUGGGUAAAUGCGCUGAUAAAGCAACAGUCUAUGCCGCAUGUGUAACACGAGAUUUAAAUGUGCAGCAUCAUACUUGCGAUAAGGAAUUUCAACAGUUCAGUGAAUGUUUACAGAAGGCAGCCAAAGAAAUGAAAACUAAAUUGUAA
Anastrepha ludens (Mexican fruit fly) is the source of this 198-nucleotide messenger RNA. RefSeq lists its product as uncharacterized. The record is from RefSeq and is a predicted model, not a curated record. NCBI's taxonomy places the organism in Eukaryota, Metazoa, Arthropoda, Insecta, Diptera, Tephritidae. The coding region runs from base 1 to 198 and encodes 65 amino acids. Gene Ontology annotation, cellular component: mitochondrion. The transcript has a single exon. Gene Ontology annotation, biological process: mitochondrial respiratory chain complex I assembly.